Ostrea edulis (European flat oyster) is the source of this 4062-nucleotide messenger RNA. Its product is annotated as protein FAM91A1-like. The transcript is spliced from 20 exons. The record is from RefSeq and is a predicted model, not a curated record. NCBI's taxonomy places the organism in Eukaryota, Metazoa, Mollusca, Bivalvia, Ostreida, Ostreidae. Bases 70 to 2604 code for a protein of 844 amino acids.
UAUUUGAUCAUAUGAUAACGAAAUAAUGACUGAUGACAUUGUCUCUGAUCAUCAAAAUCAACCAACGACAUGAAUACAGACGUAGAAAAUCAGAUCAGACUAAACAACACGUGGCAGAAGCUGCCAGCAGCCGUCAAACAAAUUCUUGGAAAUUCGCAGAGAGAAUAUGACAAAGCCAUUGUUCAAUUUAGCAUUAAGAAUCAGUUGCGCUAUAAAGGUAAUUUAGUUCGUACAGUGAGGAAGGACGAGAGGCGGUACUAUGAAGACUUGAUGCAGUACAGCCAAGAACACUUAAUGCUCUACCCCUACCACUUGUCAGAUGUCAUUGUCAAGGGACUCAGGGUCACACCUUUCACCUACUACAUCAACAUGAUGUCAGACAUUAUGACUCAAGAAAAGAGUUAUGACUCCCUUCCAAACUUCACUGCUGCCGAUUGUUUGAGACUGUUGGGUAUUGGUCGUAAUCAAUACAUUGAUCUAAUGAACCAAUGUCGAUCAUCAAAGAAGUUCUUCCGACGUAAACCACCAAAAGAUCUCUUACCGGCGCAACCAAUCGAAGCAGUGACAUUUGAACACUGGUGGAUGGCGAAUGUAGGCUACAUUACAGAAGAAGAUGUCAAGAUGUGCUCGGUUUCUGAGAAGAGUGUGAUUGACACUAUAAUAGACUGUGAGAGGGGAAGUCAGCUUGCUGGAGAGAUAGAGUACAAAAUUAUUCAAAGUUUAUAUAGGAAAGGAUUGAUUUACCUCAAUGUGCCCAUUAAUGAUGACGAUUGUAUUAUAGUGCCACCUUUGGAGGGAUUUGUGAUGAAUCGAGUUCUCGGAGACUACUUAGAAACUCUGCUGUAUAAAAUAUUCGUCUCCAUUGAUGAACAUACUACGGUAGCAGAGCUUGCUAAUGUACUGCAGAUUGAUUUACUGCUGGUAAAGAGCGCUGUUUCUAUGUACUGUCGACUCGGUUUUGCCAAGAAGAAGGGAGCGGAAAAUGUCCAUGCUGAAGAUCUCCAUUCUUCCUGGAGAGAACUACAGCCAACAAAUAAAAAAAUGACCAAGGAUCAGAUAAUUUUGGAUUGGAAUGAAACAUCAGAGGAGGCCUUACUGGAAGCCAACAAUAACCCGGUAUCUCUAGACACAAACAAUCAGGCAAAUAAGAGUGCUCUGGAAACUGCCAUGGAAGACACAAGUCCUACUAGCAGCGCAAUAAAAAGGAUUGCAUUCCUGUUUGAUUCAACUUUAACUGCCUUUCUGAUGAUGGGAAAUUUAUCGCCGGGCCUGAAAAGUCAUGCAGUAACCAUGUUUGAAGUUGGGAAGUUAAGUGACGAAUCUUUGGAUAGCUUCUUGGCAGAACUUGAGAAGGUUGGUUCAGAAGCUGAGGGUGAAGCACGGCGGUACUUUGUUCACGCUCUGACACUGCGGGACACAGUCCGCUUCCUGCGAUACAACAAAGACCUCAACAUGGACACAGAGAACGGGAAUGGUUUGGCUGUGGACCUGAUUCGAUGCGAGAGCCUGCUGGGCCUGGAUUCUGCAACCAGAGCCAGGGUACUGAACCGAAACUACAGUUUACUAGUGUCGAUGGCCCCGCUGAGUUACGAGAUUCGUCCCGUCAGUAGCUGCAUACCUCAACACAUUGGGCCAGCCAUUCCAGAGGUCAACUCUGUGUGGUUUAAACUGUACAUUUACCAUAUAACUGGCUGUGGACCCCCGAGUCUUUUACUGGUCAAGGGAACUAAAUUACGUCGACUUCCUAAAAUGUUUUACGAUUAUGACAGACUUCUUGUGACAACUUGGGGACAUGACCCGGGCGUUAUAGCAACAUCAAAUAUUCUCCUGACCCUGAAUGAUGCUCUCACUCACUCUGCAGUUCUAGUCCAGGCACAUGGAUGGCAAUCCGAGGGAAAAUCAGUCAAAGUGGCUUUCCCAUUUGCGAAGGAAGAUUCAGGUGAUUUCUCAAGUGGUGCUUACCAGAAACAUAGUGCAAUACAGACAGUAUCUAAACAAAUAGACUUAAAAAACUCGUGUGGGUAUAUCACCCUGCUAAACACGGGCAGGGAGUCCCAGACAGUAUGGAGAGACGACCAGGACGAUGACUUCCUCGUUGGAGAUGUAGCCAGUGAAUGGGAAAGCAGUGAACCGUCCAAUGGGGUGAAAGAUCAGCAAUCAGCUGAUGUGUUAGCUAUGGAAAUUGACAUGCUUGAAUUAGAAAGUGACUCAGUGGAGAAAUCUAGUGCACAGGCAUUAAAACAUCAUCUAAGACUAGAUCUCCCGAAGAGUCAAGUGUCAUGUGACUUAAGUCAGGAGGAACACUGGGUUUUAUUGGACUGUUAUUUUGGCAUUCCAUUGUUUGACUCUAGUCUCAACAAAGAAAUUUGUUCUAAGGUUGUUAACUUUGGCCUGUUUAAACAAGAAGGCCUACAAGAGUUACUACAUUCCAGCAGGAAGCUGUCUUUAAGACUGCUUAAUUUUAUAUCUCAAUAUCAGGACAUUCCAACCAUUGAUGCCACAUCAGAUCCCUUGUUGCCUAGCGACAAUGAACAGACCCCACCCUUGCCCACAGUUUGCUUACAGUUUAAUAAGGGUAAACUCGAAAGAUGGAAUCGCAGAUGAAAACAUGAUAGUUGAUACAGCAAUUAAAUACACAACUUGGGGGGGGGGGGGGGGGGGGGGUACUUUGAUUUUUUUAUCAAAUCUACGUGUUCAGAGGUUCUUGCUCGUUGUUUUCUGUAUGGAAUGAUUUAUGCAAAAUGGCUUAGGAAAGCAUUUUUCCUUUAGUAAGCAGUGGUGUACAUGUAAUUGCCUUACCAAUAUACUAAAUUUGAUUUACUUUCACAUUAGAAUAAAAAUGGAGUCUUUCAGGUUGGGGUGUAUGGAGGACAUAAAUGCAUUUACUUUGUCAUAUAAUGUUCUUGUGUGGAAAUUCUAUUGGUAAAUACUGUUUAAGCAGAGUUUUUAGCAAGGAUUUAAUUUUGGCAUUAUUAGUGAGGGUGUUGAGAUCGCUAAAAUUGAAUGUUGCUUACAAUUUAUUCCAUAUUGUAGGUAACAGUUAUCUUUCCUGGAGUUAUAAAGUUACCAAUCUCUUGCUAAAUAUGGGAAAAUUGCUAAAUUUGUGUCUCGCUAAAUGUUCCACUUAAAUGGUAAUCAUGGAGAGAGAUUGACCAAUGAGCAUCAUUAAACAUGAAUAAUGUACAAAUCAAGAAUGUUUACUAUAUAUUGAGAAAACAGAAAGUUUUUCAGUUGGUCUGUUCUGAAAAAUUAUCAAACUAGCAGCUCCAUUUAAAACAGUGAUUGCCAUAGCAUUCAUAGUGAGGAAGAUUUCUGACUGAGCAAAGAAAGUACUGGAGUAAUAAAUAAGGAUAUUGACCAAAGAGAAUGAAAUAUAACUGAGGAGGAGGGAACAUAUUUAUCUUGGACCCAUGAUCAAUUUGGGAUUGUCCUCUUAGCUGAUCUCUAUAGUGAUCUCAGAAUUACUGACAUCAAGGAAUGGGGGGGGGGGGGGGGGAGCAUUUUGCUGAUCAUUUAUAAUUGUCUUCUAUAAUAAAUUUCCUGUGAUAUUGGGAAAUGCCCAUUUUCUUAUUUGCCUCUUGCUUGUAGUGAUGAAGUGCUAAAGUUUAUAAACUUUGAUAUCCUCUUUGUGGAUUUGUUCAGGAUGUGAGCCAGAUGCAGGGAGAUACACUGUUUGUGAUGAUUAAUCAAACCUGCACAAUGAUUUUCUUUCUGAAUUUAAUCUAAAAAUGUCUUCUUGACACAAUUAUAUCCCUCUCCUUCUUCCUAAACCUCCCUUUUCAUCUACUCUGACAGUGGAUAGCAUAAAACAGAGUUCUGGGGGGGGGGAUUGAAGAAAUAAAAACAAUUUUAAAAAUCCAGUUUCAUAGAAUAUACACAUAUGUAUAUGUAAUGUACAUUGUAUUCAAUUUCUUUGUUCAUUAUGUUUGUACAUGUAUGCACUAUACAUUGAUAUGAUAUAAACCUAUAUAAAAAUGCUGCAUUUAAAUUUAUUUUGGUGACUAAUGUUAUUAUCUACAUGUAUUUAAAUGUUUCAGUACAAUAAAACAUGGACCAAAGUAA